This is a messenger RNA of Entrophospora candida, 159 nucleotides long. Lineage: Eukaryota; Fungi; Glomeromycota; Glomeromycetes; Entrophosporales; Entrophosporaceae. The record is from the annotation of a GenBank genome assembly.
AUGCAACAAUCUGUAUUUGUGUUUGAUAACUUAGUUUCUACAAAUCAAGAUAUAAGUAAUAAUAAGAUCAGAAUGUAUCUUUUUAGUUGGCUUACAGAAUUUACUGAAGAAAAUUUGGAGGAUUUUCAUGUUUCAGCAACUGAAUUAAAAUAUACCUAA